This is a messenger RNA of Ananas comosus (pineapple), 2014 nucleotides long. RefSeq names its product protein BRASSINOSTEROID INSENSITIVE 1-like. Gene Ontology annotation, molecular function: protein binding. The record is from RefSeq and is a predicted model, not a curated record. NCBI's taxonomy places the organism in Eukaryota, Viridiplantae, Streptophyta, Magnoliopsida, Poales, Bromeliaceae. The annotation marks the transcript as partial. The transcript has a single exon.
AAGAAAAAAGAAAAUCAAAGAGAUGAUUUCAAAAUCGGGUAUGAUUGAGGGAUCUCCAUACGUUUUUACCCUGCUCGAGAAACCGAAACCUGCACCCACUAGAUUCCGCACGGUUGGACGGUGACGCAACCUUUUUCCUCCUCCUCGCACUGACCAAAAUAACCUCAACUAAACUCCCUGUCUCUUCUACAACUAACGCCUUUAUCCAGGGGCAUUUUCGUCUCAACAAACUAAUACUAAUACUAAUAAUAAUAAUAAACUACUUUAAACAAAUAGAUGCAACCGCGUGAUACGUCCUCGAGCAGAGCGCUCGCUGUCCCCGAUCUCCACACUCACCAAUACGCACACCGUCCGAUCCACUUAAACAUCGAGAUCCAAUCAAUUCCGACCGUCGGAUGAGAUCGUGCGUGCUCCAAGCACGCGAUUAGAACGAGGGAUGCUCCGGUAAUUUAAACUAAGAUUAAAUUAUUAAUUAGUUUUUAGAGAAAAAUUUGAAACUAAUUAGUAGUAAAAUACAAGCUUGGGGGGCACAUGCCAUGUGACCCCACCACACGCACCCGCGCGCACAGCUGUUGCUCCACCCCUCUCUCUGAGCUCUCCCCCCUCCGAUCCCCGAUAAAUAACUUGUCUUCUUCUUCCUCACUCCCAUUAUAUUCUUAUAUUUUUAUUAUCUCACUUCUCCAUCAUCGAGCUCAUUAAUGGCGGAAACCACACCCUAGAAACCCUGCAUACUACUACUACUACUACUACUACUACUACUACUACUACUACUACCAGGAUGGGAAGAAGAAGACGAGAGCUCCGUCGCUUCAUGGAGUUCGAUCUCUCUUCCGCGCUGCUGCUGCUGCUGCUGCUGCUAGCGGGAGUUGGAUCGAGCGCGGCGGGGGAUUUGGAGCUGUUGAUCGCCUUUAAGAACGCGCUCCCGAACCCCGUUGUGCUCUCGAGCUGGAACGCUAGCCAGGGCCCGUGCUCCUUCGCCGGGGUCGGGUGCAAGGACGGGCGCGUCGCCUCCGUCGCGCUCCAAGGCGUCGCGCUCAGCGUCGAGCUCCGCGCCGUCGCCGCCUCGCUCAUGGCGCUCCCGAGCCUCGAGAGGCUCUCCCUCCGCGGGGGUAACAUCACCGGCGGGGUCUCCGCCGCCAGGUGCGGGGACCAGCUCGCGGAGCUCGACCUCUCCGGCAAUGUCCUCCGCGGCUCCGUCCCCGACGCCGCCGCCGUCGCCGCCGCGUGCCCCGGUCUCCGCUCCCUUAACCUCUCCGGCAACGCCCUUGGAGGCCCCCCCCCUGCGGGGACGGAGGGCGCGGGUGUAGUCCGCUUCGGAGGCCUCGACACGCUCGACCUCUCCUUCAACAAGAUCUCCGGGGAGGGCGACCUCCGGUGGAGCCUGGCCGGGCUCGGCGGACUCCGGCGGGUGGAUCUCGCCGGAAACCACCUCUCCGGCGGUUUUCCGGGGAUCGGGAACUGCUCGGGUCUUCAACACCUGGAUCUCUCCUCCAACGCACUCUCCGGGGAGAUCGUGGGCGGGGUGCUCGGCGGGUGCGGGAGCCUCGUCUACUUGAACCUCUCCUCGAACCACUUCACGGGUGCUCCCCCCUCCGACCUCUCCUCUUGCUCCUCUCUCUCCUCUCUGUGCCUCUCCAACAACAACUUCUCCGGGGAGUUCCCCAUCCAAACCCUGUCCGCCAUGCCCAACCUCAAGGUGCUCGAUCUCAGCUUCAACCACUUCAAUGGCACACUCCCCGACUCCAUCCCGAACCUUCCUUCUCUAGAACAGCUCGAUCUUAGUUCGAAUAGCUUCUCCGGAUCGAUCCCUUCGGUUCUCUGCCCUAAUCCCGGAUUCAGCUUAAAAGAGCUCUAUCUGCAGAACAAUCUCUUCACAGGGGCCAUCCCUGAAUCCCUUAGCAACUGCUCCAAGUUGAUCUCCCUCGACCUCAGCCUCAAUUACAUCACCGGAUCCAUUCCUUCCUCUCUCGGAUCGCUUUCUUCUCUCCGAGAUCUCAUAAUGUGGCAAAACUCC